AUGAAGCGAGCCACACCCGUACCGCUGCAGCGGGCCUACUCUAGUAUUGACUUGAAUGCGGAUGAAUUGCCUUCUCGUCCCAUUACUACGACGGCCGCUACGCAGACCCCCUAUUAUUAUGACAGUAGCUCGCCGAGGUAUUUGGAUACGUCGGUGAAUAGUGGGCAGACUAACAGCGCGGUGUAUUACAUUAAUCAAACGCCGUCUUUGUACAGCUACACCACCGAUCCGCCACCGAUUGUUAGUGAGGUAAGCCAGACGCAAAUAUGAUGGAUAUAUAUCCUAUAUUUCACUGUCAAAAUUGCUAUGUACCUAUUACAGUCGACAGAAGUUUCUGUGACCGGCGAAAGCGUUCAAAAGCUACUUCUCCGACUGUUUCAUAUAUUCAGCUACAUUCUUCGAUGGCUAGUCGUGAUUUUUCAGUAAGUUGGGAAGUUUCCCAACACAUUUUUUAGAAUUGUAUUUAUAGUAAUUCUAUUCUCAAAUGGCUGGGGAUGGUAUAAUCUCUUCAACGUCGCCAGUCUCGCCGCUUUUCUUUUUGCUCAUAUGGGAGUAUUCAAUCGAACUGCCUCAUGGUUAUACGCAUUUUUUAUUCUGGAUGUGAGUCUUAUCCGCUGGCGAUAGACUUCAACUACGUAACUUAUAAUCAAUCGUCCCAAUUUUCAGUUCAUUGUCAUCAUAUUCUACGUUGUUUUCGCCAUUUUGCUGCUUGCCGACGCCAACUACUAUAACUAUUUCCAAUACCCGACGUAUUUGUAUCGGAUGACAGUGGUGGAUCAAGAGGUGAUUGGGUUCUGUCUGCUGCUUAGCUCAACCUUUAUGAUCCUGUUUAUAGUGGUUAUUGGAAGAGUUUGGUGGGGACGACCCUUUUGCUAUCCGCAGAAAAAGGGGCAAUUCCUCGAGGAUGAUUAUACUGGAAGGAUCUGCUUUGGGCAGGUUUUUGGGUGCUUUCGAAACGAAUAA
Messenger RNA from Bursaphelenchus xylophilus (pine wood nematode), 963 nucleotides. Lineage: Eukaryota; Metazoa; Nematoda; Chromadorea; Rhabditida; Aphelenchoididae. The record is from the annotation of a GenBank genome assembly.